UGGCGGACGAAUGUUUCCGCGAAAUCGCAAAACGUGAAUGAACGAAGGCAAUUUAUUUUAACAAUGUCCCGGAAAAAGAGAGAUAAGGAAUUCGAAGGUGUAGCACUGGAUUUGCGUGUUAGGAAGACUGUUAAUCCCGUGACAAAGAUUGUUGAAGAAAUCCCAGAGUUGAGCCCAGUGUGGAUUGAGGAUGUGCAAUUUGUUCCCUACUCCCCUCCUCCUGAGCAGCCCUCAUCUGGUUCCCCCUUGGAUCAUGGUGGAAUGGAACAGUGGAUUGAGAGAAUUUCAUUUAUCAGCGAAGACUUAAAAUGGCUUCUGAGUCUUCCACACAGCAAAUUUUGGUGUCAGGUAAUAUUUGAUGAAUCAUUACAACAAUGCUUGGAUUCUUACCUCAAAUAUGCAACAAGGAAUUUUGAUGCACUAUCAGUCUUGCCAUCAGAAGCAGCCACUCUUAAUGAAAGUAUCCACAAAAGAGUCUUCAUGACAUAUCUGAGGAUGUCAACUCACAAGGAAUCCAAGGCUUUUGCAAACAAAAAUACAUGGCUUAUGACUGUUUCUGUGGAAGCAAUCCAUAUACAGGGUUCAGAGAAACGUUUUAAAGAAGAGAUUGAGCAGUAUCGUCAGGAAAGACCCAAGAUUCAGCAGCAGUUUUCUGAUCUCAAGCGGAAGCUGGGUGAAGUGUCUGAAGACGACUGGUUGAGUAUUCCAGAAGUUGGUGACUACAGAAACAAGAAACAGAGAAAUCCUAGGACAGAAAAAUUUCUGAGUAGUUAUGAUUCAAGAUUCAGCAUAAGAGAGGACUUGAACAGAAUUCAACAGCUGACGGCCAGUGUCGAUGAAACACGGAUGGAUUACAUUUUAGAUGCAGUGGACAGUGCACGAAAAGCGUUCCCUCGUCAUUUCACAGAGAGAAAGAAUACUGAUGAAAACGGUUUAACUGUUGGUCGAAGUACUAACGUUGUCGAUACCCUUGUGAAUGUGCGCGCAGAUGAAUUGACCGAAGAACAUUUGGCAAACGUUAAUGGAUUCGUUGAUGACAAGAGUGAGGGAGCAACACCCAAGACAGUGAGUGAUGUUGAGUUGUUCUCCAUGGUAACUCACGUUCAAGAUCUUUUGCCAGGACUUGGUGACGGGUUUGUAAUCAUGUGUUUAGAGGAAUUGCACUUUGAUGUGGAACAAGUUAUUAACCUGUUAUUGGAGGAUAACUUGCCUCCUUCGCUUCGAGACGCCGACAGGAGCUUGUCAAAGGAAACGCUGAUGAAAAAUAAAAAAAAGACCUCGACAACGAUCUUGAAGGAGAGGCACUCUGUUUAUGACAAGGAUGAAUUUGACGUUUUUUCAGGCAGCAAAGUCGAUGUCACAAAAGUUCACAAAGGGAAACGGCGAGACAGAGCGAAUUUGCAGGCACUGUUAUCGGAUAAAAGUGAUAUAACAGAGUCAGUGAAAGAAAGAUACGCAGCUUAUGAUGUGUUCAAUGAACACAGACGGAUGGUCAGCUUGUACGACGAUGAAUAUGAUGAUACAUAUGAUUCACAAAAUGUGGGCGCCCAAGAUGCUGAUUCAGCAGAUGAGCUCACAGUACGAAGGCCGUUCACUAUUCCACGUGUUCUUGGCGGAUCUCCUGAGCCGUCUGACGAAGAGAGCGAAGAAGAGAGCUCUUCUGGGGAAGGAAAAGCGAAAGAAGAUGAACCAGAAAUAGACAAAGCACUCGUGAAUCGACGCUACCGUGGCCCGCGUAAACCAAAGAAAGGUGAAAAGGACGGAGACGCAGCGAAAGAGGGGCAAAAGGGUGGGCCCAAAGGGCGUGGUAGGGGUGUAAGUGAUGCAGAGAAGAAGAACAGAGCACACAAUGAACGGAAUAAAGGAUUGAGAGCCAAUCAUAACCGAAGGGUUGGCGCAGAAAGAAAGAGAGCAAAAGGAAUGGGAAUGCUGUCACAUCGGUAAAGAAUCUGGGCUUGCAGAAUCAAUGCUACGUCACAGUUGAUGAAUAACAAACAAAAUCUAUUAUACGAGAGAAUGUGUAAAAUUGAAACAAGCGGCUGCUGAAUGGGCAGAGUUUAUUCUGACAAGUGUCGAAAGCCAACGAAAAAGCUCUACACGAUGAAAAAGAAGUGUGCUUUCCAAACUAAUGAUGGCUCUUUUCUUACUGACUUUUUUGCCGUAUCUCACUCAAUCAUCGCCAAGGUUUAUCAAUGACAUGCUUUGAAUAGCUCUCCAAUAGAUAUCUCCAGUUAUCUGCGAAAGUUGCAAAAGUUAAAUUGUUGUAUUUCAAAUUUCUAUGUUUGAAUAUUUCCUCUAUUUCACCCAGAAAGAAUGGUGCACCAUGGGAAAGAGAACUCUAUUGCAAGUUAAACCAAAUUUACUUCAUGACAAUUCCAAAGUACUUCUUUGUAGUCCAUGUAACACAAGAGUCAACAAAAAAGUUCAUUAUUGUUGUUUUAAUGUUGAUUCAAAUGUGAUAAUGAGUUAAAUUGUCACACAAGUAAAAUAAUCUAUCCUAUAUAUAAAUCUGAUGGAUAAAUAAAUUGGUGUUACCAAGAGAAGGUCAUAGCAGAAGAACAUCAACAAACACGCUCGUGUGCCAUGGUAUCAAUUCACCCUUUCACUCGUACGUGAUUGAAAUUUUACUUUUCCCUCAGCUGUCAGUACAACUGCCAAAGAACACGUUAUAAUAAGCCACCAACUUAUCAGGUCUUGUUUAGAUGUAAUACCAAAUGCUCCUGCUAAUUUACAAGGAAUUCUAUUGCAUCUAAAGGGGAGAAUAACUGCUCUGAUCUUAAGAGUAAGGGUUAAAAUACCUCAGGUGGUAAGAGGAGCACAUUUUGACUGAGUGUCAUGAAACCAAAACAAAAGCAAUCACAAGGAAGGAAGGAAAAGGAAGGAAAAUGUCACAAGAGCUCAAAUUUAAACAAGCCUGAAGGAGGUGGGCGCAAGAGUGAAUAACUUGCUAUUGGUUUUAGAUUUCAAUCAGAUUGGUUGAUGGGAAGGAGCAAGCUUUCUAGAUCUCAAAACAAUGUUAAGUAAAACCAAAGCAACUUCAGAUUACUGUUGACACUCCAUUGAGAAUUACUCUAAAACCGACGAUCCUUGGAACUGCACUACAAAGUUGAUAUACUAAACCCUCACCCUUUUUAAUGUUAUUAAUAUGGUAAUAAUACUGGUAAUACAUGCCACAGACAUACCAAAACAUAAUUCAACCAUAAAAAAAAA
Stylophora pistillata is the source of this 3210-nucleotide messenger RNA. Its product is annotated as activating signal cointegrator 1 complex subunit 2-like. Gene Ontology annotation, molecular function: ubiquitin binding. Gene Ontology annotation, biological process: regulation of DNA-templated transcription. NCBI's taxonomy places the organism in Eukaryota, Metazoa, Cnidaria, Anthozoa, Scleractinia, Pocilloporidae. The record is from RefSeq and is a predicted model, not a curated record.